Cornus florida is the source of this 2308-nucleotide messenger RNA. Its product is annotated as anaphase-promoting complex subunit 7. The transcript has 18 exons. Bases 154 to 1836 code for a protein of 560 amino acids. Gene Ontology annotation, molecular function: protein binding. NCBI's taxonomy places the organism in Eukaryota, Viridiplantae, Streptophyta, Magnoliopsida, Cornales, Cornaceae. Gene Ontology annotation, biological process: cell division. The record is from RefSeq and is a predicted model, not a curated record.
CAACUCAUACUUUUCGUACAGAAAAUUAUAAACUUUUUAGAUAACCGCCUUCUACAAAAGAUAGAAAUCAGAGACACAGGUUUUGAAAAAGAGAGCGGGUUGGGGUUUCACUGUUACUUUGUAGGUGAAGCAAUCACACAAUACACAACAAGAAUGGACGUUCCUAAAGAUCAAAUCUCUGCACUUCUCGACCACGGCCUCUACAACUCUGCUCAGAUGCUCGGUUGUUUUCUUAUUUCAUCGUCUUCCAUAAAUGCUGAGACCAGUCCACAUGUCAAGGCUGAAAACUUGGUGCUUCUUGGUGAUGCAUUGUUUCGUGAGAGGGAGUAUCGCAGAGCGAUUCAUACGUACAAGCAAGCGUUGCAACAUUACAAGAUUGUUCCUAAACAAAAUACAAUGACUAGAAAUUCAUUGUCCACAUCAAACAGGUCUUCUUCACCAAAUUCUUUUAAUAUGUCAGGGAUCAACGAAAACGAGGUGAAGUUCAAAGUUGCAUCUUGUCAUUGUGCAUUGAAUGAGAAUCGAGCUGCCCUUGUUGAGAUGGAGGGAAUUCCAAGCAAAGCAAGAAAUUUGCAGAUGAAUCUAAUGAUGGGCAAACUUUAUCGAAAUUCUAGACAUACUCGUGCUGCCUUUGCUUGUUACAAGGAGUGUUUGAGGAAUUGCCCUUACAUCAUUGAGGCUAUUGUAGCCUUGGCCGAACUGGGAGUUGCUGCCAAGGAUAUUAUUUCAUUAUUUCCUCAGACACCAAAUAGAAGCGGAAGACCACCCUUUGAUCAUUUUGACUCAAGUCGUUGGUUGCAACGCUAUGUUGAGGCCCAGUGUUGCAUUGCUUCAAAUGAUUACAAAGGUGGUUUGGAACUCUUCACAGACCUUCUUCAGCGGUUUCCUAAUAACAUACACAUAUUACUAGAAAUAGCAAAGGUUGAAGCCAUUAUUGGCAAAAAUGAUGAAGCCAUUUUGAAUUUUGAGAAGGUUCGAUCCAUUGAUCCAUACAUCGUCACUUACAUGGAUGAGUAUGCAAUGCUUCUAAAGAUAAAGUCUGAUCAUUCAAAAUUAAACAAGUUAGUGCAUGAUUUGCUGAGUAUUGAUCCUACGAGGCCUGAAGUUUUUGUGGCUUUAUCUGUUUUGUGGGAGAGGAAAGAUGAGGGAGGGGCAUUGUCUUAUGCUGAGAAGAGCAUUCGAAUUGAUGAGAGGCACAUACCAGGUUAUAUAAUGAAGGGCAAUUUGUUCUUGUCACUGAAUCGGCCAGAAGCAGCUGUAGUUGCCUUCAGGGGAGCUCAAGAAUUAAGACCUGAUCUUCGUUCCUAUCAAGGUUUGGUACGUUCGUAUUUGGCACUUUCGAAAAUUAAAGAGGCUUUGCAUGCCGCGAGGGAGGCAAUGAAGGCCAUGCCCCAGUCAGCGAAGGCUCUAAAACUGGUUGGGGAUGUACAUGCUAGUCACUCCGGAGGAAGAGAGAAGGCAAAAAAGUUCUAUGAGUCAGCCCUCAGGCUGGAACCUGGUUAUCUUGGAGCUGCAUUAGCAUUGGCUGAGCUCCAUGUCAUCGAGGGCCGCAAUGCAGAUGCCGUAUCCCUUCUCGAGAGAUAUCUCAAAGACUGGGCCGAUGACUCUCUUCAUGUUAAGCUGGCUCAAGUAUUUGCUGCUACAAAUAUGCUGCAAGACGCCUUGUCACAUUAUCAGGCUGCACUAAGGAUAAACCCACAAAAUGAAGCUGCAAAAAAAGGAUUGGAGCGAUUGGAGAAACAAAUGAAGGGAGUGGAUCCAGAUGCCCCUGAAGAAGACGAAGAGAAUGAGGUUGAUGAUGCUGAUGGAGACCAGGAAGAGACUGAGCUCUUGUGAUGGUUGGAUAACGUAAGGUUUUCCAAUUCUUGUUUGUUGUGAAUCAUGCCAUGAUUGCAACCAGGCUGGAGAUUGCCAUGCCACUGAAGUGGCGCCUCUAAAGUGGAUUGCAUUUUAUAGAGCCUGAAAUAGAAUGAGGCCUCAAGUUACGUUGCUCGGAAUAAAGCCAGUACAUGCAUCGUAGCCCUUAGGUAACAGAUAUGCUUCUUUUCUUUUGAUGAGAAUCGAGAAGGAUUGGAGCAAUAAGUUUCUUGGCUGCACCAUUAGCAUUGAGUAUGCAACUUCAAUGGUACAAGAUAAAAUUAAUCAUCUUGUGACUAUCAUAAUUCAAAGGAUCAAGUGCAGGGCUUACUCAGUGUUGUAGUUUUGUGUGAUGCAGUAUCAGAGAGUUUCCUGAAUUGUAUCUAAAUUGUGAUUAGAAAUUUAAAUUGCAAAAGGAGCAUAAUGUUCUUCAAUAUUGCGAAUUUUAUCC